Messenger RNA from Caenorhabditis bovis, 831 nucleotides. The record is from the annotation of a GenBank genome assembly. Lineage: Eukaryota; Metazoa; Nematoda; Chromadorea; Rhabditida; Rhabditidae.
AUGGGAGAGCGCAAAGGUCAAAAUUUUUACUAUCCGCCGGAUUUCGACUACAAGAAGCACAAAUCGCUGAACUCGUAUCAUGGAACGCAUGCGCUUCGCGAGCGCGCCAAAAAAAUCGAUCAGGGCAUCCUGGUGAUUCGAUUCGAGAUGCCGUUCAACAUUUGGUGCCUCGGAUGCCACAAUCAUGUCGGAAUGGGCGUUCGAUAUAAUGCUGAGAAGCGAAAAGUUGGAAUGUAUUAUACGACGCCGUUGCACGAAUUUCGAAUGAAAUGCCACUUAUGCGAUAAUUAUUAUGUGAUUCGGACGGAUCCAAAGAAUUUCGACUAUGAGCUCGUCGAAGGCUGCACACGUCAGGAGCGCCGCUUCGAUCCCGCCGAAAUCCAGCAGGUCGGCGCCGUCGAUCGCGGAUUCGCGCAAAAACUCGCCGCCGACGCAAUGUUCAAAAAAGAGCACGAGGAGGGCGAUCGGAGUAAAGCGGCGAGCGAAGAGGGACGCGUCGACAAACUCGAAUGGAUUCAGGAGCGAAUGAAGGACGAUUUUGCGGCCAACUCAUUUUUGCGAAGUCAAUUUCGGAAGGAGAAAAAGUCGCUCGGCGAUCAGCGAGCUCGAGACGAACGCCUACGCGGGAAGCUAUCGAUCGGAAUCACCAAGCUUCUUCCAGAAUCCGACGAUGAUCGCAAAAUUGCGUCAAUGAUCACAAGAUACAAGGAUGUCAAGAGUAAGUAUUCUAUAUUCAUUCAAUCAUUUGCGAGCGCUUCGAUUCGAAAUUUCGCUGGCUUGUUUCGCGAGUGUCUUCGUCUACAAUUAACCAUUUUUUUCUUUGCCGCAUAA